Molecule: messenger RNA, 2263 nt
Organism: Solea senegalensis (Senegalese sole)
Lineage: Eukaryota; Metazoa; Chordata; Actinopteri; Pleuronectiformes; Soleidae
Gene: cdkn1d
Product: cyclin-dependent kinase inhibitor 1D
Exons: 3
Coding region: 204-791 (195 amino acids)
Biological process (GO): signal transduction by p53 class mediator; regulation of mitotic cell cycle
Cellular component (GO): nucleus
Molecular function (GO): cyclin-dependent protein serine/threonine kinase inhibitor activity
Source: RefSeq, a predicted model, not a curated record
CUCACGAGUCCCGUAGCAAACAAGUCGUAGAUAAGAGCACGAGAACAACCCUCCCGUGGGCAGGAUUUACUCCCAACCUCUCAGCGUGACAGUGUGUAUUUCUUUCCACGGGACCGUGGGUCACACUGCUCUGUCACCGGAUCGACUGUACUUAGUUUGCGGACACAAAACUCCACUUUUUAAUUAACUGACGCGGAUGGGAAAUGAUGAUGGCCUCUCAGUCAACAUCAAAAGCAGGAUCGGCUACGCCGUCUGACUCGACACUCUCCUGUCGGGGCGGCAUCGAGACCUUGAACUUGAAGGUGGGGCCGGUGCGGCGGAACCUCUUUGGGCCCGUGGACCACCAGCAGCUGCAGCAGGACUUCCAGAAAUUGCUCUGCAUGAGUGUGGAGGUGGCCAACAACCGGUGGAACUUUGAUUUCCAUACUGACAUGCCGGGAGAAGGUUCAAAUAUCGAGUGGGAAGAGCUUCAGAGCCAGAAUGUGCCGGCAUUCUACCGAAGCUGCAUGGUUAGGCCUGUGGUGCGGCCUGUGGUGCGGCCUGUGGUGCGGCCUGGGCUCAGGGCGAAGAAAAGCAUUAGGUGGACGUCGUCUUCAUCAGGCGAGGCUUCUCCAAUGUCCAGCAGCUCUUCUGGAUCUGGGUCUGGGGACGAGUACGUGGAGGUGGCCACUAGGGGGUGCUUCACGCUGAGACAGCCAGGGAAACGCAGACAGUCUGCCAUCACAGAUUUCUUCAAAGUGAAGAAGACGAAGCUUCUGCAUAACAAAUCGUCUUCAUCUUCCCGACAGUAGAAAAGUGCAAGACCUCGUGGAGGAUCAGUGGUUUCCACCCCCUCCACAUCACCUCACAUUGAUAUGUGUCAUAGCAUAUGUAUAUAUGUAGCAAUUUGUAACUGACUGUCCACAAGCUCAUACAGCAUGGGCUUGAAAAAAUCCUCCAACACCAUAUACCUUAAAUGUCCAGCACAAGAAAGCUACACUUUGUAGCUUAACAAGCUCAGACUCUACAAAAUGUUUUUUGUGGUUAAUUAUAUUAUCUAUACUGUAUAUAUUCUACAUACUGUUUUACUCAGAUGAUUAUACUGUGAAAUCAUUUUAAAUGCACUCUAUCAGGAAAUAACGGAAAACUCAAGUCUGGGAUAGUAUUUGAGCUCAAUACCACCCCCCCCAAGUUGGGCCUGAGGUCAAAACCUCAAACAUGGUUCUGGCAGUGCGACUGUGAUUAGUGCCAGGUUAAAGGUCAACGGUGGAGGUUUGCUGAUGAGGCAAUACAGUCAUACCUCUGCAAUAGUGACUACAUUUCUGAGUAAUAAUAGUAUAUGUUCAAGAUGUGACUGUUUAUUUAUUAUUCACGGUGCUAGCUCAUCGUCUAAAAAAAAAAAAAAGAAAAAAAAAGAAAAAGGUAAGAUAAGGUGUUUGCGGUAACCUGUGCCGCAGGCCCCAAUUUAUGCCUAAGACUUAAAGUCAAUGUGGCUCACACACUCCACCGUUGCCACUUAAAUUUAAAGGCCAUAAAUAAUAUUUUUACACCACCACACAGUGCCAAACUUGAUUUCCCUUUUUUUUUGUAUCAUUUGCAUAAUGGGGUUGUAAAAAUGUAUUUUUUGGCAGCAGACUAGAACAUGCCUUAUUCAGUUUUGUUUUUCAGCUUUAUGUUUUUAAAAAAAAUUUUUUUUAUCAGUGUAGCAUUUUUGCCUGUAGGUUUUGAAUGCGUCUCUAUUCUCCAUGAAGGGAAUGUAGCGUUUAUCUCAUGCUGUUGCAGCUUGAAGCACUCAAAGUGUUUGGUUCUGCUUUCGGCUAUUUUUGUUUCUACAAGCAGUUGAUCUGCAUCACAUUUUCUCUUUCUCCUUUUUCUAGCGUCGUGUCUGUACACACGGCGUCUGUGAAUGAAAGUGUCACUGUGGUUUUGUUUUGAGGUUUUCACCCGUUGUACAAGUUGUGGCAGCUGAGGCAGUUGAACCAAAGAGAAAUUGCUAUGCCCGUUCACUCAGAAACAUAUCAUUUGCCCAAGUGGCAUGCGUGGACGCACUCAAACAUCAGGAUUUUACAAAAAAAAAGAUGUUUUCAAAACAUAUAUUACUCUGGCCCCUGACUGUUUGGUCAAUAGAGGGUGCUGACUUUUCUCUCUCUACCUACAAUCAUUAUAGUCUGUAUUUGAAUAAAGCCAUAGCCCUAAUUAAUCUACCCCAUACUACUACCUCAUUAUGUGAUUUAGUGACUCAGACAAGGCUCUUUAAAAAAAGAAAUAAACAAACAAAAACCGA